Moesziomyces aphidis is the source of this 528-nucleotide messenger RNA. NCBI's taxonomy places the organism in Eukaryota, Fungi, Basidiomycota, Ustilaginomycetes, Ustilaginales, Ustilaginaceae. The record is from the annotation of a GenBank genome assembly.
AUGAUUUGGCCACGAGACGACGCUUCGGUGCGCGAGGCAUUCAAGAAGGACAUUGACAACGUGCAUCUGUUGUACGACUACGAUGCCGAGAACCCCGAGACGGGCGCACCGGAAAAGUGGCGCUACGAAAUGUGGUUCCGCUCGGAAAACCGGAUCGUCUACGCCAUCCAUGGAGGACCGAUGGCGGGUCGACUGAACUACCAAACUGCCGACUACCAGUGCAUCCGACCGGGCGAGCUGUGGCAAUGUAACUGGCUCGAAGAGACGGGAACGACCUGCUCGUUGGUGUACGACAUCAAGAAGCAAAAGAUCACCACCAUGCUCAACUUUUCCAAGGGCCACUGGGAGAAGCCGCAGGAGGCGCAUGGCGAUAAGCGCAACCCAGCCGACUUUGAACGAUGGCGCAACCUCGCCAAGAUCGGAAUCCAGACCGACCGACACAUCCUCAACGACCAGGCCACCAUCCUCGAAUCCUUCCGCGGCGCUGGCGACCUCAAGGACAUCGACCUCAACGCACCCACCCUCUAG